Limulus polyphemus (Atlantic horseshoe crab) is the source of this 3572-nucleotide messenger RNA. RefSeq names its product E3 ubiquitin-protein ligase RNF13-like. Bases 382 to 1623 code for a protein of 413 amino acids. The transcript has 10 exons. NCBI's taxonomy places the organism in Eukaryota, Metazoa, Arthropoda, Merostomata, Xiphosura, Limulidae. The record is from RefSeq and is a predicted model, not a curated record. Gene Ontology annotation, cellular component: cytoplasm; nucleoplasm.
GUAAUCGGCGUGAACAGCAGGCAGAGCUAGAGUGGGACAAGCUCUAUACAUAUAGUUAAUGCAGAAGCCUUCGCAUUGGAUCUGAUCCAAUAAGGCUUCGGUGUGGAAACGUCGUCCCACUCCAUAAUUAGAAACGGAAUCAGUCCGUUAAAACUAAAGAUAAACAUAGUAGAUUCAGUAUUAUGCGAGGAUUACGAACAAGAUGGAUGAGUUCAUGAAUACCAGUUUCUAAAUUAUAUUUUUAGUCAAUAUAGAAGGCUAUGAAUCAUACUCGUAGUAUGAAUAUGAUGUAUUGGAAAUCACUGAAAGUGAAAAGUGUUCAUACACGAAUAACAAACCUAGGUAUUUGAAUGUCUACCACAUAUUGGCUACUAUGAAAGAAUGUUCCCGCAUUGCAAGAUGCCUUCUCGUGUGACAGUCUUCUACAUUUACAUUGUUGUUAGUCUUGUAACUUUGUUACAUAGUACAUUAGUAGCUGCGGAGAUUGAUGUGUUAUCUCCUGAAAAUGAAACCAUUCGAGUGAUCUUUGACUUAAGUAUUACAGCUCCUGUGCCCACUAGAGGAAUAAGGGGCAGGAUCGCAUUGGCUAAGCCUAUACAUCCAUGUGAACACAUUUCAAAGCCUCCAUAUCCAUCCAAUUCCACCUUGAAGUGGUUUGUUUUGAUUGAAACGGCAUCUUGUUCAAUGCAUCAGCAGGUUCUGAUAGCAGAAAAGGCAGGCUAUGAUGCAGCAGUAAUUUACAACAAAGGAAUUGGUGGUCUACGGUCAAUCGGUGCAAGAGACAAGUUAUCUUUUGCAACUGAGACCACUAUUCCUGGUGUGUUAAUUGGUGAACAAGAUGGUAAUGACAUCAAACAUUUUUAUUUGUAUGAAAAAGGCUACACACUAAUUCUGUAUCCUGAGCUGAAUUUCAACCUCAACACAUACCUGCUUCCUUUUGCUGUCAUCAUUGGUAUCUGCUUUAUAAUCAUGGUAACUUUUAUGCUGAUUAAAUGCAUUAACGAUCGUAGACAUGGUCAAAGGAAUAGGUUAUCAUCGAAACAUCUGAAGCAAUUACCUGUUAAUAAAUUUAAGAAAGGUGAUCCCUAUGAUGUGUGUGCAAUCUGCCUCGAAGAUUUCAAAGAAGGGGAAAAGUUAAGGAUGCUACCAUGUUCACAUUCUUAUCACACAAAAUGCGUUGAUCCUUGGCUAACUGACAAUCGUCGAACCUGUCCUAUGUGUAAACGUAAAGUCAUCUUGGAUGGUCAUCACUCAGAAACUGAUAGUGAUUCGGAUCAAGACUCAACAGGGGAAACUACUCCUUUACUGCAUACUUUAAGUAGGGGAAGCAACACCAUUGCUGGGGGAGGUACAUUUUCUGAAAUCAUGCCAACUGUUAGACCAACACAUAUUGAGGAAACUACUCAGACUAUUCCUGUGCUUCCUGAACAACCUGGUAGUUUUCUGACUACACAGGUAGAGCUGCAUAAUUCCACAGAAGUAAAUAUUCCAGAGGAAUUAACAGAACCUGCUCCAUUUCAUUCACUGAAUGGAGAUGAACUUGAGGAAGCUGCUGGAAGAGGUCACAUCCAGCCUCGAGUCACAGGAGCAGUAUCCAAGAGACAACCUGAAGUGUUGGUUUGACUUUUUUAACUGGAAAGUGAUGGUAAAUAGUGAAAUAAUGUUUGAUGGUUACUUUGGUUUUUAUAAUACAUGUUAAAAGUCUGUUAUCAGAUGAUAAAACCAUUCUCAGGCAGACACAAAUAAAAAACUUGCAGUAUUCAAUGAAAAAUUGACUGCCAUAGAAUAACUGUCAGUGUUAUAUAGUGAUACCAUCACGUAGUUGUUAAUUUAAGCUAAAUUUAUGCUGAAGGCAUUUUGAAGUUUUCGUUUUUUUCUGUGUAUAUCGUAACGUGUAGGUAUAGUUACAUCCCAAACAGUGGGAGUUUUUUGUGUAAAGAGGACAGUUGCUACAUCAUGUACUAAUGUUUCACAGGAUAAAAUAGCUGUUUGUAACUGACCGAUAUUGUGAGGAUAUACAUUCUUGAAUAUAUGUGUGUGAGUGCACUACUUGCAUAUUUUUGUUUCUUUGGAAUAGUUGAGUUCAUGCAAAUGUUCCAAAAAAGGAGUAACCUCGUGUGUUUACAUAUUUUGUAUUUAAUCCAUUGGUAUGUAGCUGUUAGAAUGUUGCCUGACAGUAUUUUUAUUGCUAUAUUUUCAAUGGAGUGACUAAAAGAUAUGUGAACAUGUUAUUUAGAUCAAACAACAUUAUUCUAAGUGUGGAAAUAGACAUUGUUUAAAAUAAGUAAACAAAUGCUGUCAAACACACAUUUUUAAACUUAAUCGUGUGACAUUUUUUGCCCUUUGUAUCUUAGUGUAUCUAUGUAUAUAUAUAUAAUACUAGGUGAAAAAACAUUUUUGUACAUUUACAUCUCCAAUAAAUGUGCAAUGUUGUGUUUGAAAUUUACCUAUUUUCUAGUAUUGAAAACUUAAGUCUUUGAUACACACUGAGCAUCAGUGUUCCGGAGUUUAAAUCUUAUGUGGGCUUAAGAAAAAAAAUUGUAUGCACUAAAGUUUUUUUUUUUUUAAGUCUAUUUAUCGGUAGUUAUUAAAUGUGUGUGUAGUUUUGAUUCUUCUAUGGAUAUGUCCAUGUUUCAUGUCGCAGAGAUAUUGAUGUAACCUGUGAUACAAAACGAGGAAGAGAUAUUCUGUGUAGAUAAAAAAAAACAAAAAAUUAAUACCAUUGUUAAAUUUUUUUAUAUGUAUAGAGACAGUUCUUUUAUAAAACUUGGUUUCUAAUUCUGUAUUGAUAAAUGUUUACUAUUUUCCAGUUAUGGUGAUUUUAAUGCUCUUUUUAUUUGUUUUACUAAUACAAAAAGCACCACAGAUAGUGAAAAUAUUAACAAUUUGUAUAGAGGUUUUGUUAAAAAAAGACAUAUUUAUAUUUCCAUUUUUCAUUGAAAAAGUGUGGUAUGUUUAACUUGUUUUUCAUGUUUCUAGAAUUUUGAAACUUGUGAUGGUUUUUUUUUACUUACUCCAAUUUGGUAACUCGGUUAUCAUUAAUCUCACCACAAGACUGUUGGGUUGUUUCUGUUAUCUGUAAUUUACUGAAACAGGACUGCAUAUGGAACCUGUGAAAAGACUAACUUAUUCUUGCUAAAUAAAAAAAAUUGUUGUGAUUUUAGUUUUUUUUCCAAGUGAUUUUAUGUUUGAUAAUUUCAUUAUUUUGAAAUAUUAUGGGUAGUUUAUUAUAUAAAUAUUUUGAUUAUGUUAUGAAUGUCUUAAAGAUUUUACAAGUAGGCUCCUGUACUAUAUUUGAUUUUUUAAUUGCAUCUAUUAGCAUGUAGCAUUUCAAGGUUAAUUGAUCACUGUAAUGAUGUGGAUUCAAUAGAAGGAUGGAAAAGUGUAGUUAUUUGUCACUGAUUAAAUAAAAGAGGCAAGGCCCAGUGUGAAGAUAAACAAGAAUUAUUGGGAAAGCAGCUGACCAGCUAGUGGAAGUAAUUGUUAUUAUUGAAACAAUUGGUUAAGAUUAGGUGAUUGUAAGAGUUAUAUUUAAAUAAAAGUAAAACAAAUAAAUUGCAUUUUAAUCUGAA